AAAUUAAACUCUGAAAUUUGAGAGACUGAAAAAUAUUGAUCGAAAAAUAAUAUUCACCGCUGACAAAUGCAAGCUGCUGUUUCACUAGUUGUCAGCCACCUCAAAAUCAUUUUUGAAAAGAUGAUGAAAAUUGGAAAUUUUUUAAAUUAGUUUGGUGAAGAAAAAAUACCUGUAAAAGGGACAACUUUAAAUAGAUCAGAUAAACUGAACAAAGUUGCAUUUAUCUUUGUGUGAUAACUGAUAAAAUAAUGUGAAAUAAUUAUAAAAUUGCUAUAUAAUGGAGUCUGAUUUGAGGGUUUGAUGACAAAAGCUUUGAUGCAGAUAGUAAACUUAGCUUGCCUGUGGUUACGAUUGCCGAUGAAAUUAUUGUCUUUUCCGAAGUAAAUCAUAAAAAUAAACAUAAAACUGACUUACUGACUUAGUGUGUUUUUAUGAGAAAAAAAAAAAUAUUUUUAUGAAGUUUAAAAAGAAGGAUAUAGAAGUAAUCAAAUAAAUAAAUAAAGAUGUGCUGUGCAUUUUUUAAUGUAAGCUUAAUUUGUCAGCAUGAUAACUAAGUUAUAACCAACACGGAUUAGAUGGACUGACUUUAUACAGAGAUAUUUGAUGAAUUAUAUUUAAAUUGCGUUGGAUUAUAUUAAAGUGCAUUGUUCUUUUUAAAAUAUUUCUUAAGAGGAGGUGCAGCUACCUGACUGUACCAACAACAUUGGAUGAAUGUUCUACAAGAAAAGUCAGCAUCGCCAUAAAAAUGGCUACAGAAACGGCUACCACAUGAAUGGAACUGCUGCAAAUGGGGCACCUCUGGAACAUGAAUACUCAGAGCCAGAGGCCCCACUCCGUCCAAACCCAGAGAAAUUCCUGCCGAUACCAAGAUUAAAAUUUGGAACAGCUGCAGCAAUAGUGUUUCUAAUUUCUGUUGUCUGUUUUGCUGUCAGUUAUGAUGGUGAUUUGGUUUUUGAUGACAGUGAAGCUAUUAUAGGGAACAAAGACUUAUUACCGGAGACUCCAAUAUCAAAUAUAUUCUUUAAUGAUUUCUGGGGAAAGAAGUUGGACUCCAAAACAAGUCAUAAGUCAUACAGGCCACUGACAGUACUUACUUUCAGACUUAGCUACUAUGUUGGUGGAGGCUUGGAGCCCAUCUUUUUCCACAUUCCAAAUAUCAUACUGCACGGGAUAGUUUCUGUGCUUAUUCUACGCACAUUCUCAAUAUUGUUUGGAAGUUAUACUGUUGAUGUUGACUCGGGGGAGACACAGUUUAUGGCAGCAAGAUCAUCUGUUCUCUGUGCUUUACUUUUUGCAGUUCAUCCCAUACAUACUGAAAGUUUUCAGUACAUGUUACUGGGUACAUUAUUACUGCUUUCGGUUUACACUGUGAGAUGCAUUCAGAGAAGCAGUCAGUGGCGCAAUGAGAUGGAACUGUUCUCAUCUGGUCCUCAAGUUUGUCCUGGAAAUGCAAAGGUUCACUAUAAUAUUGGCAAAUUGCAUGCUGACAAUGGAAAUACAGAAUAUGCCAUCACAAAAUACCGACAGGCGAUAGCAUUGAAUCCAGAAUAUGACCAGGCUAUGAACAAUCUGGGGAAUAUUUUAAAGGACAAAGAUGAAUUGUUUGAAGCUGAACAACUCCUGGAGAGAGCUGUAUCUAUCAGAAAAGAGUUUGCAGCAGCUUGGAUGAAUCUCGGCAUUGUAAAAGCUUCAUUAAAAAAGCAUGAGGAAGCAGAAAAGUGUUACGUUACAGCAAUUACACAUCGGAGAAAAUAUCCCGACUGUUACUAUAAUCUCGGCAAUUUGUAUUUGGAGGUAAAGCAGUAUGACCGAGCAGUGGAAGCAUGGACAAAUGCCACAAACCUGAAACCUACUCACUCCCAGGCCUGGAUCAACAUGGCUGUUGUCUAUGAUAAUAUAGAAAGAUUUGAAGAGAGUAUAACUGUGACAAUGAAGGCACUGAGACAUUUACCAGAGGAACCACAGUUAUAUUUUAACCUUGGGAAUGUUUAUGGCAAAAAGGCCGAAUUUGAAGAAAGUGAAAAGUAUUUCCAGAAAGCUAUCAAACUGUCUCCUAAUAAUGCCAAAUUUGUUGCUAAUAUGGCUGUGUUGUACCACAGGUGGGAGAAGUAUGACAAAGCCGAGGCAGCAUACCUGAAAGCUCUGUCCAUCAACCCUGCUGAACCAAAUGUGCAACAGAAUUUAGCAAUGUUACGUCGUAAAAUGAACAAGAAAACUUCUUGAUGUCUCAAAAGAAAUUUACAUUCUUCACAAAAUCAUGUUUCAUUUAUAUGGUUUGAUCAAAGUCUCUUUUCAGUAUUUCCUCUGUUGCCUGGUUUUGAAUGUAAAAAAGCAAGAAUGGUGGCCAGAUAUUAGCAAAGAAUUUAAGCAUACAUGUGUUUGAGCUACCCAAAUGGGUCAAUAGAGUGCACAAGACUUACAAUUUACAAUUAGCUAGUCCUGUUCCAGGGCUGUAGGAAGAUUUUACAAUUAGCUAGUUCUGUUCCAGGGCUGCAGUAAGAUUUUACAAUUAGCUAGUCCUGUUCCAGGGCUGUAGGAAGAUUUUACAUGACAGUUUGACAAAAGAUGGCUUUUUUUCUCUUUCAUUUCUUGAUUCAUGUAGAGAAGUUGUUGCCUUAUUUUAGGAGAAGAUAGAAUUGAGAAACACUUGCUUAAUGACGGUCAUUUCACCUGUUCCAUAACUAUUUUUGGUUAGUCCAAAUGAUAUAUGGUUGAAAACAUGCAUUAUAAUUGUAGGAGAAAGGUAUUUUUGUUAGUUUUGAUCUAAUUGUAUCUGACAACACAGGAUCUAAACUGAUGUCAUGCUGGACACAAUGGAUUCUGCCUUUGCGACCAGUGCAGUCUGAUCAUGAUCUGCACUGUUCACCUAACAGUCAGUAUCUUUAUUGUAUGCCCCCCCCCUUUUGACAGUUAUUGGUACUUUCCAAAUUGAAAUAUGGACAAGUUCAUUAUAGAAAUUUAGUGGGUAAGGGUAAAGUCAGAUUAAGGAAUGAACCAUAUAGAUAGAUUUGUCCUACAUAUUAGAUAAGGAAAGCUCUUUGUAAUUGACAUUGUUUAAGGACAACAAAGCUCACAAGGUUUUACAAGUAUUGUAAUGGGAGGGAGUGUAGAGCACUGCCAGGUGUGUGUAUGUUGUGAGACAGAAUCUCGUGUAUGUAAAUGUAGCAUAAUAAUGCAAGUGUAUAAUUUUCAUACUGUUUUUCAAAAUGAUAUUGUUGAUGUUUCAAACUGUUAUAAAGGAAUGAAAUUGACAUGUUGGGAUUUCAGUAUUGGUAUGUGUACAUGAAGUAAAGCCCUAGUCACUGUAAUAAGUGCCUGUUCAAGUUAUCACAUAAAGUAAAUUUAAAUGCUUGAUAUGGUUUAUCUUCAUGUUUUAUACCUACCCAUAUUUUUUAGACAUUAAUAAAAUCACAGCCUCACAUAUUCUGUCAUAACUGGAAAAAUGUACACUUUUGUAAGAUCUAUCUGUAAUUGUUAGAAGUAUCUAUAAUUUUUCCUACCCACAGAUGACGUGUGUUAUGAAAACAUUUAUAUAGCCAUUUUUGUUGGUUUUUAUGUCUGGUUACCAUUCAUUUUAAUGUAAUAAAUUUAACAUAUCAUUUGCUUACUUUUAUCAAAUUUUAUAUAUGAGAAGAGGGACAUACUGUAAAAGUAAACUCACUCUAGAUUUGCACACAAAAAAACAUUAUUGGUCUAAUAUUUUCUGUAAUAUUCAUUAAUGAAGUGUCAAAUUUGUGGUGGUGUGAAAAGUGAGACAGUGAAUGCAUUUGGAUAUACCAUGUAUGCACUGCCAAUUAUAAACUGUCUUUUCUUUUCAAGAAAAUGUUUAAUAAGCAAGGGACAAACGUCGUUAAUAUUACCAAAAAAUAAAGUUCUAGCAAAUAAGGUUUUUACAGUAAUAUAGGCCCAGUUCAUUAUAUGCUAAAUAUGUACUGUACACUUGUGUGUGUCAUCUUGUAUUUUGCAGAUAACUAUAAAUUCCCCUGCUAGUAGAAAGUGAAUAUUUUUGUAUAUGUAGAUCUAUUAUUUGUAAACUGGACAUAAAUUAGUGUUUUUGAAUGUCUGUGUUUUAUAUCUUUGUUAUAAUUUUGUUAAGAUUUAUUUUUUAUAGUGUCUUUUUUAAAUCAAGAUUUAGUUAUGACUGAAAUAAUUUCAACACAAAAACCAUAUUAGUUGGAGAAUCAGUAAGUAAGCUGAUAGAGGGUUUUAGUAUAAUUUUGUAGAAAUAAUCAGUUUAAGAUGCUGUCCUGUCACACACAUAUUAGUUCAAAAGUCAAGAUCAUACAAGAAGUCAAGGUCAUAUCCAUUUUUGUGUCAUGUUUGUUAGAUAUACAUAUGAGCCACGCCAUGAGAAAACCAACAUAGUGGCUUUGCGACCAGCAUGGAUCCAGACCAGCCUGCGUAUCCGUGCAGUCUGGUCAGGAUUCAUGCUGUUCGCUAACAGUUUCUCUAAUUGCAAUAGGCUUUGAAAGCGAACAUCAUAGAUCCUGACCAGACUGCAUGGAUGCGCAGGCUGGUCUGGAUCCAUGCUGGUUGCAAAGCCACUAUGUUGGUUUUCUCAUGGCGCGGCUCACAUAUAUUUUUCAUUAAAAUGAAAUUCAGCAAUUACAGUGAUUGAAGAAAUAAAAAAACAUAAUUACCCAGUACUAUCAAAUAGUAAAUCUAUUUAAGAUAUUAUUUCUUUUGACUUAAUUGUUGUGAGUUCAUAAUUUACAUGAUUUUAGUAAUCUAAUUAUUAUAAAUCUUCUGUUUUCUCAAUUUCUGUACAGGUUGCCUUUGUCCGAAUAUUGGUCUCGGGGACUACUGAAACAUUCUUUAAAACAAAGUUUAGCACAUUUAAGUCUUAAUAAGCCCUCAACAGAGAAGUGAUACGAUUGAUUCCAACUUAUACAUUGUUAUUCUAUUUUGAUGCAUUUUGUAGGAUUCUUUUAUUAUGCAGUAGAUAUAAUUAUGUCUAUUAUAAAUCUGUGUUUUUUUUGUACGCAGGUUUGCAGUUAAGUUGACAAGCUUUGAUCUCAGUAUUUGUCUGAACACAUUGCUGUGUUAUAUAUCAGUAAAUUUUAUAUAUUGCUAAA
Mercenaria mercenaria is the source of this 5075-nucleotide messenger RNA. Its product is annotated as protein O-mannosyl-transferase TMTC4-like. Gene Ontology annotation, cellular component: endoplasmic reticulum. Gene Ontology annotation, biological process: endoplasmic reticulum unfolded protein response; protein O-linked glycosylation via mannose. NCBI's taxonomy places the organism in Eukaryota, Metazoa, Mollusca, Bivalvia, Venerida, Veneridae. Gene Ontology annotation, molecular function: mannosyltransferase activity; protein binding. The transcript is spliced from 11 exons. The coding region runs from base 712 to 2223 and encodes 503 amino acids. The record is from RefSeq and is a predicted model, not a curated record.